UAUGAGCACUUUCCCUUAGUCGCGGAGUCCACUACUUAUCAAGACUACGACGAGGAUUCACCGCGUGCCUGUAGGUGGAUUGCGACGAAGAAGACCGUGAAGAGCAUACAUACAUCGACGUACAGGGAGCGCCUGGACCGACUCCAGAUUCCAGAUGUCUAUUGGAUCCCAUAUGGGAAACACCGACCGGUUCGGGACUUCCAUAUGAUUUCAUGCUAUUCCGGUCUCCUGCACUGGGGGCCUAUUGCUGUGUAUUACUGACCAGAGAGGGUCAUGCGGCAGUUUGGAUACACCCAGACCAUUCCUGCUCCGCUUGUCGAUUCAUGGGUGUCGUAUGAUGAUAUACACGACAGGUGGAUGCACUAUUCGUAUCAUAUGGUUCCAGCAGGUGAGGUGUGCGUUGUGCCAGGUCAGUGUGCCAGCGACUACAUGGACUGGUUCUUCCGCAUCUCACAUCUUUUCAUGACACCAGGCCAGCCAUCAGAUCCUCUACUAGAUGGUCAUGCUCCGCAGCCCCGAGUUGCCACUCAGGCCCCAGAGACAGAUAUCCCUCACGUGCCGGAGGCAGGAGCACCGUUGACAUCUGCGAGGCCCGCUGUGGAGGAGCCUAGACAUGCAGUGUUUGCCAUGGGAUUGCUGAGAGGUUGGAGCGCCAUCUGAGCCUAGGGGUGGUCACGCCAGGCUCAUCGACACAUGAGGUGAUCGAAGAAUGCCUCAGGAUGGCCAGGAGUGUCACACAGGACCAACUAGUAUAUGUUAGGUCUCGACGCAGGUGGCGCACAGAUCAGUCGUAGUUUAUUUAUAUAUUUUAUAUUGAUAUUCAAUAUAUACAGAUAUUGUACU
This is a messenger RNA of Glycine soja, 843 nucleotides long. RefSeq lists its product as uncharacterized. Lineage: Eukaryota; Viridiplantae; Streptophyta; Magnoliopsida; Fabales; Fabaceae. The record is from RefSeq and is a predicted model, not a curated record. The transcript has 2 exons. The coding region runs from base 274 to 660 and encodes 128 amino acids.